UCCUUAGCAACGACCGGAAGUUGUCGUUCUGAGCGCGUGCUGGGGGGUUCGCGGGCGCUGGGAAUUAGCAGCUAGCUAACUAGCUCUCUGUGGGACCGACAGUCCGCCGAAUCGGUGGAGCGACGGACAUGAAGCGAACUCAGGCGGCUGUGAGUGUGGAGGUGAAGCGGGUGAUCGGAGCUCUCUGCAGGCUUUUAGCGGCCCUCGGUCUGGACUCUGUCCCCACACCGGAGGCUUUCAGGCGGGCGAAGUUUGGAGGAAGAACCGAGGAGGACCAGUUUUGGCAGCUUCUUUCUGACAUCCUUCAAACAUCUGGGAUCGUUUCCUGCCAGACUCGAACUCAGCUGGCAGCAGAUCACAGGAAGCUGGUGGCUGCAGGUCUCUGGCAGACCGGUUACCAUGCCGACUGGAUGUACAGGAGGGAUAGAGGGAGUUUCUCCUGCAGAGACCUCCUCCUGGCGCUCGGCUGGCUGCUGGCUGCAGGAACUCUGGAGAAGCUGGUGACGUUUCAAGUGGAGCAGCUGGACGGAUCUCUGCUGUCACCGGUUCCUUUGAAACCUGAGUUUUCUGGUGAUGUUGAGGUGGACGCCGCCUCGCUGAGGAGACUUCAGUGGCUGAUUGGACGUCUGAGACACCAGAGACGGAUUCUGCUGCCAAUGAUAGGAGUUAGAACCCGGCUGCUUCAUGAUGUGCUUUCUGCCAGUGGGUCGUCCUCUGGUCAGAGCUGUGCUGCGCUGCAGGAGGACUGCUCUCGUCUCCAGCAGCUCUGUGACCUUCUGGAAGCCUUUAUUAACUGGAAACGGGUGGAAAACAUCUUCUGGACCUGGACGGACAGUGUGGUGGAUUUGAUGGCUCCUCCUGUACUGAUGUCCUCUCUACCACCCCGUGGGAAUCCAGCAGUUUGUUGCCAUGGCGACGGGAGGCUGGGGAACCUGAUUGAGCUGCUCCAGAACCUGCCCACUCCUCAGGAAGCUGAGAGGAAACAAACAGGAAGUAACAAGGAAGGAUCAGGCCCCUCCCCCAGCCCUGCUCUCCUCUCUCUCCCAUUCGUACCCUCCAUUCCUGAGGUUUGUCGAGUCCGGCGGGAGGUGGAGAAGCCAGCGAGCAGGCCAGGUGGACCUCUGAGCCGACACGAAGCCCCAGGCGAGCUCCGGGUGUCUCGGGCUGUGGAGCUGCUGCUCCACGCUGAGACCCUGCUGCUGCAGAGGAGAGACGGGCGGAGGCGGGCCAACAGGAUGCUGCUGCAGGAGUCCAUCGACUGCCUGGAGGAGCUGGUGUUGAUCCCUCGGUAGAAGAUCUGAAACUAAUCUCUUCACGUUUCUGACUCCGAGGGAAACGGGCCUCAGAGUUCUGUUAUGAACAUGUCCAGGGACAUUUUUAUAGAAGCUGAUUUCAUAUGAACUAAACUCCAGCUGCAACUCGAUCCUGUACAACCAGUGACAACCAGGAAGUAGAACUCAUGUUUAUGUUUCGUCCGCAUUAAACCUGAACGCCACUAGGUGUCUCCCUGGAGCCGUGGAGCAGAGACCCCUCAGGACAUCUGUGGGGUCUUCUGAUCCGAGCCAGGACCAGAAUCUGAGCGUAUAUCAGUCGGUGACUGCUGCUGUCCACGUGUGACAAAAGAAACACUUCAUACCAGAGAUUAAA
Nothobranchius furzeri (turquoise killifish) is the source of this 1647-nucleotide messenger RNA. RefSeq names its product tubulin epsilon and delta complex 1 (gene tedc1). NCBI's taxonomy places the organism in Eukaryota, Metazoa, Chordata, Actinopteri, Cyprinodontiformes, Nothobranchiidae. The record is from RefSeq and is a predicted model, not a curated record.